This is a messenger RNA of Talaromyces rugulosus, 2364 nucleotides long. RefSeq lists its product as uncharacterized. The record is from RefSeq and is a predicted model, not a curated record. Gene Ontology annotation, molecular function: ATP binding; ATP-dependent chromatin remodeler activity. Bases 1 to 2364 code for a protein of 787 amino acids. NCBI's taxonomy places the organism in Eukaryota, Fungi, Ascomycota, Eurotiomycetes, Eurotiales, Trichocomaceae. The transcript is spliced from 7 exons.
AUGACGAACUCUAAGCGCGAAGUUGAAGGACUCGCCUCCCUGCUAUCGAAAAUAAGGACGAUCCCAGAGAGCUACGACAGUCUAGCAAGUCCUCCACAAGCUCGUCUACAAGCAACUCGCAAGCCUGUCUACUUUGAUGAUUACACUGAAAUUAACGACGAGCAAGAUCGAUACGAUGAUACUAUGGACAUUGACUUCACGCGUGGCUUUGUGUACGUGGGCGGUCGACAGUACACAGUACGAGACUACCUGGGAGAGGAAUGGGUGGAAAGAUUCAUUAUGAGCCUGCACAAGACACAGUCAAUUCCAACCCCCAAAACUCUGAUUUCCCAGCCCCAUCCCUGGCAGCUGCAUGGAGCAGCCAAAAUCCACAAGUUAUGCUUGUCGGACAUCCGUGGGGCUAUCUGCGCCGAUGCGAUGGGGCUAGGAAAAACGUUGCUGGCUAUUAUCUGUAUGGAACUGGCGAAAAACGAGAGAGGGGCGUUCUCGGUUUAUGUUUGUCCGGCCUCGUGCCGCGAGCAGGUCAAAGAGGAAAUCAUUGGAGCAUACCCAGAGGGACAUACACCAAACGUGCUCAUUCUCGACGAUCAUAAAAUGUCAGCAUCAGCCCUCGUGGAAGGCAAAUGGGACAUAAUCAUAUGCUCGUACAACUUUCUAACCAAUGCCUACAAGAAGCAAUUGGAUUUUGACAAGAAAUUGGAGCUUUUCAGGGGUGGUAAGGGUCCUCGCCCCCCUCGACCUGUGGGUGGGUUGUUUUCGGACUUUUGGAGAUUGACCGCCCUCCCGAUUAAGCGUCUGGUGCUAGACGAAUGUCAAGCAAUCAAAAAGGAAGACGGAAAGCGAUUCCAAUCUGUGAAAGCACUUUACAGCCGAGCAACGAUCCUAUUAUCGGGCACAAUUCUAAGCAAUCGCUGGUACGACGUCGCAAAUGCAGUAGCAAUGUUAAGGGGCCACCCCUUCGACAGCCGAGAAAAGUUCAUCAAUGCCUUUUCAGCUGCAUCAAGACGAAAUACCCGGGCCAAUUCAUAUGACGAGCCAGAUUUUGUGUCAGUUCAGAGAUUCCUUUUAGGGAUCACUGUUGCUAGGCCAGGAAAUUGCCUAGUGAUGCCCGAUAAGCUUACUAUGGAUUUCAGAUUUGUGCUGAGGAGUGACGAGCAGGAAAAGGUCAAGGAGGCUACGGUGAAGUAUAAUAAGGCAAGGAUUGCUGCUGCCAGAGGAGGCCAAAACGACACAGAAUCAAAGAGAGCAUUGGGGUUUGCCGUCGUCGCCCAGCUCUUGGGUGCACACAGUUUCUUGAGCCAGGGCGACGUAUCGGAUCUACCAACGGAGGCCGCAGAAGUUGAUACCGACGACCCUGAAGACUUUCUUGAAGAACUGACACGCCGCAUGCAAGCUGAGAAUACCAACCCAAAGUCGAGGGCAGAAUGGCUCAAAUUCCUUGACACCGUUGACAAAUCCGAGCUCGCACAGUCGUCCAGAAUUGGUGCUUUGAUACGCAUUAUCCACCAUGCCAAGAAGCAUUGGCCAGGUGAGAAAAUAGUUAUAUUUUCUACCUUUCUCCGGUUCCUCGACAUCAUUUAUCACGUGAUCAAGGCUGAAUUUGGGGACUUGAGCCUUGAGCUCAACGGAACGCUGGACCUAAAAGCCAAGACUGAAGUCCAAGAAACUUUCAAGACGAACAAAGACUGCAAAUUUUUGCUAAUAACCAGUGGCUGCGGGGGGGUGGGCUUGAACCUUCAGUCUGGAUCCAUCGUGAUACAGACUGAAGUCUGGUGGAACAGAAAUAUGGAGAUACAGGCCCAUGGUCGGUGCUGGCGACAGGGUCAGGAGCGGAAUGUGAAAAUAAUUCGGAUGAUUGCUUCCAACAGCAGUAUUGACGACGUAAUCAAAUCGUGCCAGGUACGCAAGGAGAAAGAGAACAACGAGAUUAUGAGGGUAAUCAUCAGGAGGGACGAUAAUAAGUGCGUUCUGGAACUGACCCAGGUGCUGCUCAAAGCAGAGGAUGGCACCACGAGGAACGUCAAGAUGGCGCAGGCGAUUCCAAAUAUGAUUCAACAUGAGACUCAAAAUAUGCCUGAACAGCCAAAUCGAGAUACAAUCCUAAUCGUGCGACUCACCGCGCAACCGGUAGUGGGAGAAGAAACGAGGCAAGUGAAGGCAGUCGCACCUCACUCGAACAAAGUCUACCAAGCCCAUUGCCUAGAGGGGGAUACGCAGGAAUCUGGGUCCCUGCCUGCCGACCAACACGUUGCAUUUAUGAAUACCUCGGAGAGCACUCCGGUGCUAACCGCUGGUCAGAUCUGGAGCGAACGAACCUCUUGUGAAUGCGGCGUUCACGCCAUCACAUCAGUUGCAGGUACCUGA